GGGAAGCAGCUCACAGCUGGAUCUCCACCACACACACACGUAUAUGUAUACACAUAUAUAAAUACAUAUGUGUGUGUAUAUACACACACACACAUCUGCAGAGGAAUAAUUCAUUCUUCUUCGGAGCCUCGGAGGAGAGACAGAAGAGCUCACAGCUGCAUGUUUCACAGAUUGGUCUUCCGCAUGAAAAAAAUAAUCUAUCAUCCACCCACUGCUGAAGAGACAGAGGAGGAAGAAGAAGAAGAAGAAACGUCUCAGCGCGGAUCAGCCGGAGGAGAGCGCGGAACAGAGCGGCGCUAGUGUGUGUGUGUGUGUGUGCGUGAGCUUUUAAGUGGACGGGAUGCCGACUCUUUUUGUAGAAACCUGAUCUCACUACUCGGGCGCGUGUCGUGGGCGGCGGAGAGCUCCGUGAUUCACAAAAACAACACAGACACACACAGGAAAACCAAAAGAGAGCGAGAGAGAGAGAGAGAGAGAGAGAGCACCUCUUUGGAGAAUACAAAAACAAACAAAACAUCCCGGAGCUGUUGUGUUUUUUCUCUUAACGGGUUUCCCAUGAAGGAGGACUCAGAAAGCCGAGACGAGUCUUCUGGAUUUAACCACCUUCUUCUACUGUGUCGGAGGGGGAAAAGGUGCAGCCACGACUGAGAGGAAUCUUUUCUCCGGCUGGAAUAAAAACCUACGACAAGCAAUAACUCUUUUUCCUCACCACAGCUGGAUGAACUUUGACUGCGCUCUGAGUUCUCGUCCACUCUGCUGAACUCACGUCACGGGGCAGAAGGGCUUUGGUUUGUUUACUGCACCUGGACCUCUCAGGCUCUUUUUUUCUCUUUUGGGUGUUAUCGUGCAGUCGCCUCAAGACCUUUUCUCCCGCCUCGUCAGCAGGUGACAGACAAUUGCAGGAGGGAGCGUUCGAGGAGGAAAGAAGAGACUCUGAGCGAGACGCUCGAACAUUUUCACCGGCGUUUUAAGACUUGAACAAGGUAAAAACAAUAAAGAAUGAGAAACAAGUGCCCACUCUCUCUUGUGUUAGUUUGUCAGGUUUGUGUCAAAUGCGAAUUACUUGAUGAAACUGAGAUGAAUCCGACAGCAUGAGGGAUGUGAAACGCACGUUUUAAAAAGUCAUAAGCCAGGUGACAUCACAAUCAGAUAUCUGGCUGCCGAUGCCCGCGGCCUCCCAGUGGCGUCAUGUCCUACAUUGCUGGGGGCGGUGGCUUUCCGUGGGGUGCGGCAUUGGCGGCGGUAACGUCGGAGCCGCCAUCGCAUUCGAGGCGGUUCGUCAUUGUCUUGCUAGUUUGUGUCCAGCUCCUGCGGCCGGGUUCGUCCCAGGCCGCGGGCGUCCGCCCGUCUCCGGGCCCCUCCGAGGCAGACGGGUGCAUCCGCGCCUCGGACAUCCUCAGCUGCACCGCCGCGGGUCUGGACUGCGCGCCGAGGGAUAUGCCCAUCUCCGCCGUCACCAUAGACCUCAGCCACAACCGGAUCGGGCAGUUGGAGGGGGGCGGCUUUGAGGGGCUGGACCGGCUGCAGACCUUACGGGUGGCGCACAACCAGCUUAUCGUCAUUAUGCCGGGGGCCUUCAGAAACGCUUCGGGGUCUCUGCUGCGACACCUGGACUUGUCGUCCAAUCGGCUGAGUGUGUUGGAGCAGCACUACUUCGAGGACGUGCCCGGAUUGGAGGAGCUGCUGCUGUUCGACAACCGCAUCGUUCACGUGGAGAGCAGAGCCCUUGCCGGACUGGGCAGCCUUCGAAAGGCCUACCUCAGCCACAACCGCCUCACCGACUUCCCCUUCUUCUCCAUCCAGGAGCACAGCCACCCUCACCUGUCCAUGCUGGACCUGUCCUCAAACCGCCUGUCCAAACUACCCCUGGAGGACAUUACAAACUUACCUGUCUCGAUGCAGCGGGGACUCUUCCUUCACAACAACUCCCUGGUGUGCGAGUGCUCCAUGUACGGACUGUUCCAGCACUGGGACCAGAGAGGGUUUGCCUCAGUAACGGACUUCAGGCAGGAGCACACCUGUCUGGUCUUUGGGAUACAGAAGGGCACCGUACGCUUCUUCCAGCACGGCCGCUACUUUGACAAAUGUGACCUGGCGGCGAUGAGUCAAGGGCUGAAGGAGCAGGAGAGCAGCGUUUUGGUGAAGGUGGGAAAGCCGUUGCUGCUGCAUUGCGCGACCACUUUGGCCGGACGCCACGUGACCUUUCUCUGGGUGUCGCCAAAUCAGGAGUACGUGGCGCCACCGGGUAACAACGGGUCGUUGAAGAUGUACGCCAACGGCAGCCUGGAGAUCAUGGCGGCACGCGUGGAAGACUCCGGCAUCUACUGGUGCAUGUCGCUGGAUGGGCGGCAACAGCGCAACGAGACUUGGGAGGUCAACGUGACCGUAUUGGCGCACCAGGACGAGUCUCACGAACCGUUCAACACCGGAUUCACCACCCUGCUGGGCUGCGUGGUGAGCCUGGUGCUGGUCCUCAUGUACCUCUACCUGACGCCGUGUCGCUGCCCUUCGUGCCGCAAGCCCCGGACCCCGGCCACCCCAAGCCAGGGCAACGAGGCUGGAACGGGGAGCGCCCAGUCCUCCAUCCUCACCCCGACCCCGCCGGCGACGACGGAGGGUCCGGGUCGCAAGGUCAGUACCAACAAGCACGUAGUCUUUCUGGAACCAAUCAAAGAGCAGCAGAAUGGCCGACUAAGGGCGGGGAUGGGAGGACAUUUGGGUCUGGGUUUACUACUAGAGGCAGAGCAGCACUCAAAGCUCCACAGCCAGGCGCAGCAGACAGAGCCCGUCAUGCCCGUGUUCUCAGACACUCCGGUCAAGUUGCCGUAGCAACGUGGCAAACAAGAGACAGACUCUAACGUCACUUCCCAAUGCCCCUUAAAUUAGAGCCCAACCCACUUCCCCCAGCACCAGACUACCUCCCGCCGCCCCCAACGCCAGACCACCUUGCACUGCCCCAAUCACCAGACCUCUUCAUCACCUCCAAAUGCCCCCUAAAGAAGAACCAUUACACUUUUUUUUCCCCACUGACCCUAAAAGUAGACCCCAUCCCACUGCCCCAUCACCGGACCUUCUCACCACCUCCCACUGCCCCUAAAACUACACUACCUCCCACUUCCCCUAAAAAGAGACCUCAUCCCACUGCCCCCACCACUGGACCACCUACCACUGCCCCCACCACUGGACCACCACCUACUGCCCCCACCACUGGACCACCUCCCACUGCCCCGAUCACCAAACCAACUCCCACUGCCCCGAAUCACCGGACCACCUUCCACUGCUCCCAUCACCGGAUCACCUGCCACUGCCCAAAUCACCAAACUAACUCCCACUGCCCCGAAUCACCGGACCACCUUCCACUGCCCCAUCACUGGACCACCCCUCAAUGCCCCCAUCAAAGGACCAUCUCCCACUACCCCCAUCACUGGAACACCUCCUACUGCCUUGCACCCCAACCCUGAGCAAACGGGUAAUCCGAAGUGACUUUCAAAAUGAUUUUUUUCUUUGCAGCAGCCUGAUGAAGUUGAAGAGCUUGAAUAAUGUUUUAGAUUAUUUGAUGAUUGUUUGCCCCGGUCUCGCCUACUAGGCCCUACAGACAGCCAUCCACCGAUGCACUGUGAUGGGACGGGCUCAGAGUGGCAGGGUAGGGACGGCGCGCGUAGAGAAAGAUUGGACAGGGGAGCAAAAAAAAAAAGGUUAAAAACCAAAAAACAGACAGAUUAUGACCUCGGGGAUGAGCUGCCUCAAAGUCUGAGCGAGGAAUGUUUCAGACAAAAUAAAAAAAGGACUUUGGGAAUGUUUUUCCUGCCACAGCGACUAAGCAUGGACCCUUUAAGCACGGCUUGUACCUUUAAUAAACAUUUGCUGCAGAUGCCUUCUCGUAUCGAAGGGAGAGGAGAUAAAAAAUAUGUCCUUUUGUAGAGCUUGUUCUUUGUAGUGGGCUGAAUAGAGCAGAACCGAUGUGCGUAGCGUAGCUCUGUCACGAUGUGAAAUGCUAAAGAGUAGACAAGCUAGAAGAAAAAGAUCUUUUAAGAAAAAAUAGAAGCAGUUUUAAAAAGGAUGAGGUUUGAACCCCCUACCCCGAUCCUUCCUCCUCUGCCUAGGAACUUGAUUACAGUCAUCAUUAGUCACGACCAAGGUCGGGAAAUCAAAAGGGAAAAAAUAAAUAAAUUAUAAGCAUCAGCUGAAACUAUUUAUGCUGCAGAAGAAGAAUAGUGGUUUGUUUAGUUGAAGGGGGCAAUUUUCAAUGCUCUUUUUGUUUUAUCUGCCUGAGACGACAUAUAUAGAAAUAAAAAUAGCCUUCGUGUGCGAUGAACACGGGACAAUCAGGGCGGACAUGUCUUUUGUUUUUGUAUGUAUUUUUUACUGUAAUCCCUGCAUUUGCCCCCCCGCCUCCUCCACCUGUCUUUACCUGUAUGUUAAUAAACAUCUGUAUCUGGACUGUCCAGGUGAA
Messenger RNA from Gasterosteus aculeatus aculeatus (three-spined stickleback), 4453 nucleotides. RefSeq names its product adhesion molecule with Ig-like domain 3 (gene amigo3). Gene Ontology annotation, biological process: brain development. Gene Ontology annotation, molecular function: protein binding. Gene Ontology annotation, cellular component: membrane. NCBI's taxonomy places the organism in Eukaryota, Metazoa, Chordata, Actinopteri, Perciformes, Gasterosteidae. The record is from RefSeq and is a predicted model, not a curated record.